GGUUGUAGUUGCCCAGGUGAGAGAUAAGGGUGGGGGCUAUGGAGAGGGGAAGAGUGGAAAGGAUCCAGGGUUGUGGGGAGUGUAGAAGCAGGGGGUUAUCAGUGGGUUACUGAGGGGCCUCGGCAGCCUUCUAGGUUCCUGGCUGCUAGUAAAUUGGCUCUUCCCUAGCUUCUAUCCUUUGUCUUCCAGGGGAGCAGGGUCUGUUCCUACCUGGACUCUGCCAGGCCAAAUGCCCUCAGCUUAGCCCCCCCUGAGAUUGGGGAGAGUGAGACAGUUGGGCUAAAGGCCUAUACCAACAGGUGUUCACUGUCCAGGCCAAGACCAGUGAAGGUUUGAAAGCUUCAGAGCGAGCCGCUGGAGGGACACACAAAAGCCCUUUGUCCAGGCCAGGUGGUUUCCUGGAGGGAUGCCCAGACACUGACUCCUCCCUGAAGGGCUUGAGAUGGGGUCCCAACACAGAGCUGGCAGCCUCAGUAGCAGGAGGAACACUGUGCACCAAGGUUAGAUGGGGCUCCAGAAACCUCCCCUGUGAGAAAGAGCAGCCCGGAAUUGUGGGCACCUGCUCUGGAGACUUAGGGUCUUCUCACCAUCCAGUGGGGGAAUGGUCACUCCUGAUCUCAGAGUCUGUGUUUGCAGUAACUUGUAAUAAAUUAUAAUAAAUUUAGAGGCAACUCUCAAAACAAUCCUAGUCAGCCCCCCUCCCCCCAGUGCCAGGGACUGUAGAGGGACCACCACAGGGAGGGAACCUCUGGGGUGAGCCUGUGAGACCCGCCCCUCCCCAACACGUACAGAAAUACUAACAUUAUUCACUUAACACAAAUUUCCUCCUUGGUGUCUCGGGGACAUUGAGAAAUCUUCCCUCCAGUGUGAGGGCGGAUUAAGUCGUUCCCAAUGACAACUGUACUAACUGUCCAGGCAAGUUCAAAGGCAGUGCAGUGGGGCACACCUUGGCAGGAGGCUCUCACCAACCCCAGCAUUAUGCAGGACUGGGAGAGCAGGGAGGGGGGUCCAGGCCCAGCGGCACUUUGAUGGGCUCUUACUUCUCCACCUGCCAUGGCAGCAGUCCCAGCCCCUCCACCACCUCUGUGCCCCCCCUCCUGCUCCCCAGAUCUUCAGCUGGAGGCCAAUGAGGAAGCUAAGGACGACAGGGGGAGGGCAGUGCUGCAAAGACCUGGCAGGUCUGAGGCAUCAGGGGAAUUCCAACCCAUCUUCCGGGUACUUCACCUCGUCCCUGUGUGGUUGGGGAGCAGCAGGUGAUUACCAACCACUUCUGACUCCAGAAGCCUACGAUCUAGACCCGAGACCACAGCUAUGGUGGGCCCUAGGCACCCAGUGUCAGUCCGGGCAACAGCUCUGGUGCAAAUAGAGGAGCUCCAAAUGUUCGCCUUCUCUGUGUGCUGGUCGGAUGACAGCAACACCUUGGUGCGGAGAAGCUGGGAGGAAUUCAAGAGGCUCCAUAUCCUCAAGAAGACCUUCCCGGUGGAGGCAGGCCUGCUGCGGAGAUCCGACCGAGUUCUCCCCAAACUUCCCGACGCAUCUACAUCGCUGCUGGCGCGUGGAGGGCGCACAGGCCGCGGGCUGGUGCGCCUGCGGCUGCUGGAGACCUAUGCUCGGGCGCUGCUGGAGGCAGAGCGAGUGUCCAGGGGGCCGGCGCUCAUCACCUUCUUUGAGCCGCAGCUCCAGGACCUGGAGCCUUCACUACCGCCCGGCAGCCUGGUGAUCCUGCCCGUCCAGGAAGAGCCCCCACCCCGCCCCGAGGGCAGUCUUGCCAUAGGCAGUCUGGAGGCUCUGAGCCUGCACUGUCUGCAGCCCUUCAGCACCCAGGAUACACGGGGCCAACCCUUCCAUGCGCAGGCCCGGGAGGCCCUAGACGUGCUGCUGCGACACCCCUCAGGCUGGUGGCUGGUGGCUAAUGAAGACCAGCAGACGGCAUGGUUUCCUGCUCCCUACCUGGAGGAGGUGGCCCUGGGCCAGGGACAAGAUGGGAGACAGCCCUUCCGGAAUAGCGGCUCCCAGUUCUGUGCUUCCCAAGCCUAUGAAGGCAGCCAGGCCGACGAGCUGUCAGUGCCUGCGGGGGCAAGAGUGCGCGUGCUGGAAACAUCCGACCGAGGCUGGUGGCUGUGCAGGUUCGGGGGCCGCACAGGGCUUCUCCCCUCUGUGUUACUGCAGCCAGAUGGGCUCGGCAUGCUCCUGAACGGACCAGAGUUCCAUUCUGGGGCAGAGCGGGGAGAGAACAGGGCGGGGGAAGCCCAAAGCUCCCCCAAGUCCCCCCAGGUCACGACACUUCCUCCUACCGUGCCAGCCCGCCCCCUGCUGAGCGCCAUUCAGAAUCGCUGCUGCACCAUCACCCGUAGGGCACUGGGGAGGGACCCACGGAGUCAGGGACAUCCUUGAGGGUGUGUGAACCGCAUGGAGAGAGUGUGUGUACCCCACCCCCCCAGGGCAGGGGGAGGUGCAUUUGAGGGUGGGACUUGUGGCCGGCAGGGCCAGGAAGCUAUACUCUCCCGUUUCCUCUGAGUGAAGUGUCCAUGCUGAGGGGCUGGGCCUGUUGGAUUGCACAGGCCAAGGCACAGGGAUGAUGCUUGGCCAAGGCUGUAGCCUGGGACCUGGGGUGAGACAAAAGCCUAACAGACACAGGGAACUGGGAUAAAACCUUCUGGUGUUUUAACAAAAAACAACAAUAAAAAACAAACAAACAAA
Molecule: messenger RNA, 2700 nt
Organism: Pipistrellus kuhlii (Kuhl's pipistrelle)
Lineage: Eukaryota; Metazoa; Chordata; Mammalia; Chiroptera; Vespertilionidae
Gene: NOXO1
Product: NADPH oxidase organizer 1
Exons: 8
Coding region: 1312-2394 (360 amino acids)
Biological process (GO): superoxide anion generation
Molecular function (GO): protein binding; superoxide-generating NADPH oxidase activator activity; phosphatidylinositol binding
Source: RefSeq, a predicted model, not a curated record